Molecule: messenger RNA, 668 nt
Organism: Dalotia coriaria
Lineage: Eukaryota; Metazoa; Arthropoda; Insecta; Coleoptera; Staphylinidae
Product: zinc transporter zipt-7.2-like
Exons: 3
Coding region: 124-390 (88 amino acids)
Source: RefSeq, a predicted model, not a curated record
AAUUCGGCGCUUUUCUGCAAAUCGCUAUAUAAACGAAAUGCGCGACCGUGGUAGACACACAACAAGCUCAGCUUGCCAAAGAGACUUUUGUCUACCUGCCACCGUUUCUACAAAUCACGCAUAAUGCAGUCGAAAACUUUGUUGAUUGUUGCCCUGGUUAUCCUCAGUGUUGUGGUAUUUAAUGCGGAAGCAGGAGGAAAGAAACAUCAUAAAGUAAUCAUCCACGUUCCACACCACAUCAAGACGAUAAAACACACGCACACAAUCUACAAAAUCAUCCACCACAAAGAUCACAAGAAGGAGGAUCACGGACACGGCCACCAUGAUCACCACGAUCAUCACGAGCAUCAUGAGCACCAUCAUCAUGAUCACCACGGUCAUCAUCACUGAUUUUAAUUCAGUUUGCGAUUAAAUCAAACAAAAAAACCGCUUGCACCCUCCUAAAACAUCGAGUGGCCUUAUGGUUGGACGAUGCAACUGCAUUUCGCAUCACUUGUAGAAGACGCCAGCUUUAACCUAUAACUUAAACCUCUCAAAAAGAGAAAAUGCGAUCAUUUUUUGAUUUGAGAGUUAAUUAUUACCUAACAUAUAAGAAAAAUCUUGUUACUUCGUUGUAUGAACAUGUAAAUAUAUUUUUAUAAUAAAUUUAUUACAUUUAUAGCUCCGAA